Molecule: messenger RNA, 1770 nt
Organism: Cladophialophora yegresii CBS 114405
Lineage: Eukaryota; Fungi; Ascomycota; Eurotiomycetes; Chaetothyriales; Herpotrichiellaceae
Exons: 1
Coding region: 1-1770 (589 amino acids)
Molecular function (GO): monooxygenase activity; oxidoreductase activity, acting on paired donors, with incorporation or reduction of molecular oxygen; heme binding
Source: RefSeq, a predicted model, not a curated record
AUGUCAUCGCUCCAAAACGUCGUCGACGUCAGCCGCAUUGGCACGCUACUGGCGCUCGCGACCGCUGUUUAUAUUUCGAUCAAAGCGUUCAAAACCAUCCAGCAGACAUACAGAGCUCGCCGUCGCUACCAUGACAUCCCGCAGUUGCCCAGGCAUCCAAUCUGGGGUCACUUGAUCAACAUGGGAGAGAAGCUCAACCCGGCCCUUCAGAGACAUCCAGACUAUGCGUUUGAAGAAAUGUGGAUUUCCCUCGACAGGCCUCCUGCAUUCCUCAUGGAUUUGCAUCCCGUAGACAGCGCCUUCUUGAUUGUGGCAGACCCGACGCUGGCCGAGGAGAUCUCACAGCCGAACUCGACCUUCAAGUACUCUCUACCGAAGAGUGACACGCUCGGUUCCAUGUACCGGCUCAUUGGCCUUGAGUCGUUGAUUAUUGCCGAGGGCGAAGAAUGGAAGACCCUUCGGCGGAGAUUCAACAAGGGGUUUUCACCUCAACACCUGCAUACUCUGGAUGGAUUGAUCGUGUCCAAGACACGGGAUUUCGUCGAGCGACUGAAACAGGCAGCCAAGAGCAAAGAGACGUUCUUGCUCAAAGACUACGCCCAAGAUUUAACCACGGAUAUCAUCACGACUGUGGCUAUCGAGAAGGACUACCACGCACAAACACUGCCCGAGGGAGUAGGGUCGAAGAGCGCUUUGGGGAUGUUGACCGCAUCAAGGCUCCUCUCGAAGCUGGUCUAUCCUGUGGGCCGUGGGUUUAACCCGUUCGUCUACUUCGAUCCGAUCCGGCCUGCCAAGUCGUGGUUCUACGAACAGGUCUUCAAUCGCGAGCUUGCGGCCCGGGUACGGGAGCAGAUUGCUCUAGAGCGGGCACAAACAGACGAGAAAUCCGACGGAUCCGCUGAGAACACCUCGGCACUACAAAGAUCCAUCACCCGCCUCGCACUCUCGGGACUAGAUCCAGAUGCGGCGCUGGUCCGAAGCACGGUCUCGCAAAUCAAAAGCUUCCUGUUCGCUGGUCAGGACACGACCGCCACGCUGAUUCAGUGGCUCUGCUUCGAGCUCUCCAAAGCCUCGUGGUCUCCUCGCUCGGCUUCCGUCCUUCAACAGCUCACUGCGGAGCAUGAUGCCGUCUUCGGUACGCAAGGCGGGCCCUUCAACGCUCUCGAUGUCCUCGGCCGGACGGACGAAGCAGGGCAAAAGGACACGGAGGCUAUACUUGGCAGUCGCUUACCAUACACAACAGCGUUCAUCAAGGAAACACUACGACUUCAUCCGCCUGCUGCUACUGCGCGACGCGUCCCCGAACUGUCAGCUCAGAAUCCUACGCCAGUAACCAUGAAGAUACGCACAUCUCGCGGUGACGAAAAGGACGUCCUCGUCAAUGGCUUGAGGAUAUACAAUGCACAGCAUCUUAUCCACCAACACAAAGAUGUCUGGGGUCCGGACGCCCGUGUCUUCCGUCCCGAAAGGUGGCUUGACGAAAAGUACAUGUCGACACUGCCGACUGGCGCGUGGCGGCCCUUUGAGCGUGGGCCGAGAAACUGUAUCGGGCAGGAACUCGCGAUGGUGGAGGCCAAGGUCGUACUCUGCGCCGUCUCAAGGGGCUUUUCAUGGGAGAAGGUCGGGUACUCGGGGAGGAACCAGACCGAGGGCAUGGAGAUACCGAGGGGUGACGGCAAGGACGAUCCGGAGCGAGAAGUGUGGAGCGCCCAUCAGGUCACGUCGAUCCCAGUCGACGGCAUGAAGAUGAGGGUCCGUUUGAACGGGUAA